GAAAUUUGAUGGAAAAUAAUUUUGAUAACAAAAAAUAAUGGCGGAAAUAAACAUGAAAAAAAAUGGGCAAGAUCAGCCUAACAACGUUACGGGAACACAAAUUUGUCCAACAUGUGGUGGAGUGAUUGAUCCAAAUAACAGCAUGCAAUAUUUUGGUAUGCCAGGAAAUCAAACCACACUGAACUUCGGUGAAAUUAAAAAUUCAGACAAUGCUAGUAAUACACAUCGUAAGAAAGGCUUAAAGAAGGCUCCUCUUCAAUGGAAAUCCAGUAAGUCCACUUGCACUCCUGUACGUACAUUCUUUCAAAAACAAGAACAUGUGAUGAAACUAAUGCCAAAUUCAUCGAUUGCACUGGCUAAUACAGAAAAUUUUGAAGCAGAUAAGGAUAAAGUGGACACUGAUUCUAAUAGUGCUGGUUAUCUUGCCAAUGUAAAAUUACAACCCAAACAAAAAAAGAAAUGUCUCCAACGCAAUAAAGUGGCCCCUCAUCAGAGAAAACCCUACAUACUUAGUUCUACUAAUGCUAAUAUACGUGCGUUUUUGGAAAAACAAAAAGAGGUGAAGAAACUCAUGGAACAGUCAUCAACUACACAGAGGCGUACAGAAAACUCAAAUAGGAACAGUAAAUGCGAAACCGAUUCUAGUAGGCAUGAUACAAUAACCGCUGUAAAGUUUCAACGUAAGCCAAAGAAGAAAUCUCUUAUGUAUAAUAAAAUAGCUAAAGUGGGUAAAAAGAGAUUAUCAAAACUGGUUAAAAUUCGGAAAAAAGCAUGCAUGCUCAAUUCUACUAAUGCUAAUAUACGUGCAUUUUUAAAAAAACAAAAGGAGGUGAAGAAACUAAUGCAACAAUCUUUAACUAUAGUUAACACUAACAAAAAUUCAUUUUCUGAUAAAAGUUAUGUAGAUAUCGAUGGUCGUCUUCAUGAACGUAUAGGAAUUGAAAAGCUAAAACAUAGACAAAAUAAGAAAUGUCUCAAACGUAAUAAAGUUGGAAAAAAGUAUAGAAUGAAAUUAUCAGGGCUACCAGCAAGACAAAAGGGAAAAGCUAGAAAGAAAAUUAGACGGCUUAAAAAAGAAAUGCAUACUGAUAAUGAAUCUUGCAAUAGCUCAAUACCUGAUAAACGAAAGAAAGAAGUCAAAAUAAAAGAACAACAACGUAAAGCUAUUGUGAUUUUACCACAAAAGAAAAAAGAAAUGACGUGCUAUCUUAACUACAUUUACUAA
Molecule: messenger RNA, 1225 nt
Organism: Teleopsis dalmanni
Lineage: Eukaryota; Metazoa; Arthropoda; Insecta; Diptera; Diopsidae
Exons: 4
Coding region: 38-1225 (395 amino acids)
Source: RefSeq, a predicted model, not a curated record